AUGGGCCAAGACGGCGUCUCCUUUCUGGAGGACCGUAUGGGGGACGUGCUCGGGGACAUCCUCAACGAACUCGAAUACGUCACUAGAGACAGGGAUACGCCAUAUGGCGUUCUACGUGCUUCUCAUAGUCGCGCUGAACCAUUCAAAUUCAACUAUAUCGAGAUCGGAAAUGAAGAUUGGUUCAGUUUAACACUAUCCCUAUUGAUGGGACUGUCUCUCUACAGUGGCAUCAAGGCUGUCUAUCCCGAUCUCACAUUGAUUUCCACCGGCUUUAAUGAGAAUCCCGUCUACAAUAUCACGCUGCCUCCGGGCUCGAUCAUCCUUUCCGUCGAGGGCUUCAACUUCUAUGACAACUGGCAAGAGCGCACAGGCAAUCAGAACGUCAGCGUAUUCGUCGGCGAGUACUCGAUCUAUCAGAUUGACAUCCCGUCCGGAUAUGUCAACUACUCCCGGCCCCCCGACAUAUACAUCUUCUACCCAACACUAGUGGCUGCGAUUGCAGAGGGCGUGUAUCCGCUCGAUGCGGAACGCAACCAAAAGGUUGCGAAGAUGAGUGCCAAUGCUCCGAGCUUUGUAAGCCUUAAUUACAAAGAGUGGACUCCAAAUCUAGUGACUUUCUAA
This is a messenger RNA of Cladophialophora bantiana CBS 173.52, 621 nucleotides long. RefSeq lists its product as uncharacterized. The record is from RefSeq and is a predicted model, not a curated record. The transcript has 2 exons. NCBI's taxonomy places the organism in Eukaryota, Fungi, Ascomycota, Eurotiomycetes, Chaetothyriales, Herpotrichiellaceae. Bases 1 to 621 code for a protein of 206 amino acids. Gene Ontology annotation, molecular function: alpha-L-arabinofuranosidase activity.